Messenger RNA from Fusarium sp. VM40, 1281 nucleotides. The record is from the annotation of a GenBank genome assembly. NCBI's taxonomy places the organism in Eukaryota, Fungi, Ascomycota, Sordariomycetes, Hypocreales, Nectriaceae.
AUGGCCGACGAGCAACCUCGUGGCAUCGACCACACCGAUUCCCUCGACUCUAAUGAUGGUCCGAAGCAGCCGGACAAGAAGAAGAGUCGUCGCCCUGCGAACACUGCCUUUCGACAACAGCGUCUAAAGGCCUGGCAACCCAUCCUGACGCCGAAGACGGUUCUGCCUCUCUUCUUCGCCAUCGGAAUCAUAUUCGCUCCCAUCGGGGGCCUGCUACUGUACGCGAGCGCUCAGGUUCAAGAGAUUCGACUCGACUACACCAAUUGCGUUGUUAAUGCCCCUAUUCUCAAAGAUGGCAAAGGCUUCAAGGCCAUUCCCAGCGACGCUAUCAGCACCGCAUUCAAGAGUUCUAACAGUUCCGUGAAUGCUCAAUGGGCGCGGGAGAAGAACGUCAGCACCACCCUUGACAACGGCGUCAAAGUGUACAACCCUCGAUGCCAUAUCAAGUUCACCACCCCCGAGGAAAUGAAACCCCCUGUUCUCUUCUACUACCACCUCACCAACUUCUACCAGAACCACCGUCGAUACGUCCUGUCCUUCGACACGGACCAGCUCAAGGGCCACAAGCGAUCUUACAGCGACAUUAAGAAUUCGGACUGCACUCCUCUGUAUGGCGAGGAAGGAAAGCCUUACUAUCCAUGUGGUCUCAUCGCCAACUCCAUGUUCAACGAUACCUUUUCCAGCCCCGUCCUCUCAACACCUCCCAAUGCCGUUGGCAACGAGACGUGGGAGUACCUUAUGAGCAACAACUCGGGUAUCUCGUGGGAUAGCGACAGGGACCUCUACGGAGAGACACAGUACGACUACAGCGACAUCGUUCCCCCACCCAACUGGCAAGAGCGCUACCCCGACGGAUAUACCAAGAAGACGCCUCCUCCUAACCUCAAGGAGUGGGAGGCUUUCCAGGUCUGGAUGCGAACUGCUGGUCUUCCUACCUUCAGCAAGCUGUACCAGCGCAAUAAUACCCAGGCCAUGUGGUCUGGAACUUAUGAUCUUGUAAUUGACGACCGCUUCCCCACUCGCGAGUACAAGGGCACCAAGUCCAUCAUCAUCUCUACUCGAACCGUUGUUGGAGGACGCAACCCCUUCCUUGGCAUCGCUUACGUGGUUGUCGGUGGUGUCUGCAUUAUUCUCGGCACCGUCUUUACAGUCACUCAUCUCAUCCGGCCCAGAAAACUUGGUGACCACACUUAUCUCUCGUGGAACAACGCCCCUGGCUCAAAGUCGGGCCCCAGCACGGCCACCGCUUCGGGUCGCGAACUUCGUCCUGGCGACGCUUAG